GUGAUACUUAAAGGAUUAGAAAAUGUUGAAAGUGCAAAUAAAAGUUGGUUUGAAGAGGCUAAAUCACAUUUAACUAUAGGUAAUAAAUACCCAGUGAUUGUCCAAUGUUUUGGUUUAACACAAAACAUAUCAAAUGGAAAUUAUAUGCUUGUAAUGAGUAUUAGGGAUGUAAAUUUAAGAGAAUAUUUACAACAAAAUUAUAAUAAACUUACAUGGAAAGAAAAUAUCAAUAUUACUUUUGAAAUAGUUAGGGCACUUUAUUUUAUUCAUAAGGAAAAUGCAAUUCAUAGAGAUUUACAUUCAGGAAAUAUAUUGUUUUCAAAAUUUAAUAAUGGUUGGAAUAUUAGUGAUCUUGGAUUCUGUGGACCUGCUGAUAAAUCAUCAAAAUGUAUAUAUGGAAAUCUUCCUUACAUAGCACCAGAAGUUAUUAAUGGAAAAGAAUAUACUUUUAAAUCUGAUAUUUAUAGUAUUGCAAUGCUUAUGUGGGAAAUUUCAUCUGGACAACUACCAUUUAUUAAUCACGAACAUGAUUAUAAUCUUGUAAUGAAUAUUAUUAAUGGUAUUAGACCAAAAAUUGUGUUAGGAACUCCUGUAGAAUAUAAAAAUUUAAUGAAAGAAUGUUGGGAUGCUGAUCCAUCAAAAAGACCUGAUAUCAAGACACUUGCAUUUAAAAUACAAGAAAUGAAUUUAUAUUAUCAAAAUAUGACGGAUGAAUCAUUUCAAUCAGAAAUAGAUAGGAAUUUAGAACUAGAUAUAACAAAUAGUAGUACGGACAGUAUAUUAUUUACAAGUAAAAUUCAUCAAUUUGAAAAUCUACCAGAACCAAGAAAUGCAACAGAAGAGGAAUUAGAAGCAUUUCAUAGUAGAUCAUAUGACUUUAAUAUUCCAAAUAAUAUUGAUGAUUUUAAUAAAUCAAGCAACAAGAAUGAUGAUAGUAUGAUGUCAAAUAUAAAUAGUAAAACCAAUAGUGACAAAUUGUCCAAAGUAUUUAGAAAACUACAAAUAAAUGAUGAAACAAUGCAACAAACAAAAGAGCCUAAUAUUGUUAAUUAUAAUGAUGAAGAUGAAAUAUAUAAUAACCCAAAUCUUCAUUCUGAAGUACAAAAUGAAUUGGAAAUCCCUGAUGAUAUUUAAGAUAAAAUGGAAUUAGAUUUUUUCAUAAACUUCAAUUUUUAUAUAACUAGCUUUUUAUAAAUUAUUAUAAAUAUUGUAUUCUUAUAUUUUAAAUUAUUUAAACACUAAGACUAAAGUAGCAAGG
This is a messenger RNA of Rhizophagus irregularis DAOM 181602=DAOM 197198, 1258 nucleotides long. The record is from RefSeq and is a predicted model, not a curated record. Lineage: Eukaryota; Fungi; Glomeromycota; Glomeromycetes; Glomerales; Glomeraceae.